UUGCCAGGGCGACGGGCGCAGUGGCAGGCUCCACUGUGGAUAAGCUGCCGAGCAGGGAGUAAUCCAAGAAAACUGAAUUUAAAUACACGGAAUCAUGGCGGCGAUUUUAGACGCAUUAUGGGAGGACAGGGACGUCAGAUUCGACAUCACUACACAGCAGAUGAAAACCCGCGCAGGAGAGGUGCUGAUAGACUGUCUGGACUCUAUCGAGGACACCAAGGGAAACAACGGCGACAGAGGACGACUGCUGGUCACCAACCUGAGGAUCAUUUGGCAUUCUCUGGCUCUCCCCAGAGUUAAUUUGUCUGUGGGCUACAACUCCAUCAUUAACAUCACCACUCGGACGGCUAACUCGAAACUGCGCGGUCAAACGGAGGCCCUCUACAUCCUCACCAAGUCCAACAACACCAGAUUUGAGUUCAUCUUCACCAACGUGGUUCCCGGGAGUCCCAGACUGUUCACCUCAGUCAUCGCCGUGCACAGGGCCUAUGAGACGUCCAAAAUGUACCGGGACUUGAAGCUGCGUGGUGCCCUCAUCCAGAACAAGCAGCUCCGCCUCCUCCCUCUGGAGCAGGUGUACGACAAGAUCAACGGCGUCUGGAACCUGUCCAGCGACCAGGGUAAUCUCGGCACGUUCUUCAUCACUAACGUCCGUAUCGUCUGGCACGCCAACAUGAACGAGAGCUUCAACGUCAGCAUCCCCUAUCUGCAGAUCAGAUCCAUCCGAAUAAGAGACUCAAAGUUUGGCUUGGCGCUGGUGAUUGAGAGCUCCCAGCAGACCGGUGGAUAUGUGCUGGGGUUCAAGAUCGACCCGAUGGACAAGCUCCAGGACGCGGUGAAGGAGAUCAACUCCCUGCAUAAGGUCUAUUCGGCCAACCCCAUCUUUGGAGUGGACUACGAAAUGGAGGAGAAGCCCCAGCCCUUGGAGGAGAUGACCGUGGAUCAGCUCCCCGACGACGUGGAGAUAGAGCCUGACGAGCAGACGGACGCCUUCACCGCCUACUUUGCUGAUGGAAACAAGCAACUGGACAGGGAGCCCGUGUUCUCUGAGGAGCUGGGGCUGGCCAUCGAGAAGCUGAAGGAGGGAUUCACCCUCCAAGGACUGUGGGAGGUUAUGGGAAGUUGAAUGAGUUUCGAACAAUACCAGUUAAAUAUGUAUCUUCUGUAAGUAUGUGUAUAAGGGCGUUAGGAGUAUGAGGCUGUAUUUAUUUUUUAGGGGAAAAUACUAUUUGUAAAGUUUGUAAAGCUGCUAGUUUUGUAUUGUAGGCCUGUAAGAGUUAAUUAAUCUGGUGGUUGUUUAUUAGGGGUCCAACUUAAAAAAAAAUUAUAU
This is a messenger RNA of Gadus chalcogrammus (walleye pollock), 1330 nucleotides long. RefSeq names its product Bardet-Biedl syndrome 5 (gene bbs5). Gene Ontology annotation, biological process: cilium assembly; intracellular transport. NCBI's taxonomy places the organism in Eukaryota, Metazoa, Chordata, Actinopteri, Gadiformes, Gadidae. Gene Ontology annotation, cellular component: ciliary basal body; BBSome. The record is from RefSeq and is a predicted model, not a curated record. The coding region runs from base 95 to 1126 and encodes 343 amino acids. Gene Ontology annotation, molecular function: phosphatidylinositol-3-phosphate binding. The transcript is spliced from 12 exons.